CACGGCGCGCCGUGCGUCGGGUCAAAGUUCAGCCCCGCCCCUCUUUCCCUCGCUGUCUUCCUCGGCCUGCGCUGCCGCCGACGCCGCUGUGGGCCUGGCUGCGCUCCGUCUGCUCCGUCGCUUACUUCCCUAAGCGCUGCCCGGCCGGCCGCCAUGGCAAACGUGGCCGACACCAAGCUGUACGACAUCCUGGGCGUCCCGCCCGGCGCCAGCGAGAACGAGCUAAAGAAGGCAUACAGAAAGUUAGCCAAGGAAUACCAUCCUGAUAAGAAUCCAAAUGCUGGUGACAAAUUCAAAGAAAUCAGUUUUGCAUAUGAAGUACUGUCAAAUCCUGAGAAGCGUGAAUUAUAUGACAGAUAUGGAGAACAAGGUCUUCGGGAAGGUAGCGGUGGAGGUGGUGGCAUGGAUGAUAUUUUCUCUCACAUUUUUGGUGGGGGAUUGUUCGGCUUCAUGGGCAAUCAGAGUAGAAGUCGAAAUGGCAGAAGAAGAGGAGAAGACAUGAUGCAUCCACUUAAAGUGUCUUUAGAAGAUCUGUAUAAUGGCAAGACAACCAAACUACAACUUAGCAAGAAUGUACUCUGUAGUGCAUGCAGUGGCCAAGGCGGAAAGUCUGGAGCUGUUCAGAAGUGUAGUGCUUGUCGGGGUCGAGGUGUACGCAUCAUGAUCAGACAGCUGGCUCCAGGAAUGGUACAACAGAUGCAGUCUGUGUGUUCUGAUUGUAAUGGAGAAGGAGAGGUAAUUAAUGAAAAGGACCGCUGUAAAAAAUGUGAAGGGAAGAAGGUGAUUAAAGAAGUCAAGAUUCUUGAAGUCCACGUAGACAAAGGCAUGAAACAUGGACAGAGAAUUACAUUCACUGGGGAAGCAGAUCAGGCCCCAGGAGUGGAACCAGGAGACAUUGUACUUUUGCUACAAGAGAAGGAACAUGAGGUGUUCCAGAGAGAUGGGAAUGAUUUGCACAUGACAUAUAAAAUAGGACUUGUUGAAGCUCUGUGUGGAUUUCAGUUCACAUUUAAGCACCUUGAUGGACGUCAGAUUGUGGUAAAAUACCCCCCUGGAAAAGUAAUUGAACCAGGUUGUGUCCGUGUAGUUCGAGGGGAAGGAAUGCCACAGUAUCGUAAUCCGUUUGAAAAAGGUGAUCUUUACAUAAAGUUUGAUGUGCAGUUUCCUGAAAACAACUGGAUCAACCCAGACAAGCUUUCUGAACUAGAAGAUCUUCUGCCAUCUAGACCAGAAGUUCCAAACAUAAUUGGAGACACAGAGGAGGUAGAGCUUCAAGAAUUUGAUAGCACUCGGGGCUCGGGAGGUGGUCAGAGGCGUGAAGCCUAUAAUGAUAGCUCUGAUGAAGAAAGCAGCAGCCAUCAUGGACCAGGAGUGCAAUGUGCCCAUCAGUAAACUCUGCAAACAAAUUGCACAGGUGGAUUUUCUUUCCACAUUUGCCCGGUUUGCUUUCAGCGAUCCAGCUGGAGUGUCUGGUCAGUCCAGAUGAACUGAUGGACAUCUGUUGGUCUAUGUGUAACUUUUAAAAUUGGUAUAGUAUCUACAGAGUGUAUAAUUUAAACUAACCACAAAGCUUUACAUCUUCAUUUUGACUGUUCUGUAGCAGAAUAAAGCACUUGAAAGGAAAUAAGACUCCCUUUCACACAUGGGUUAUAAGUUUCAGUCCUGGUAUCCGUGCUUGAUUUUUAUCAGUUUUGUGUAGAUUUUAUGUUUCAUAUUUUAAAUCCAAAUCCCACAUUGUAAAGUUUGUGUACAAUUUGUCCUGAAGCUUUGUGUUUGGCUGCACCUGCGUAAGCUGCUACAAAUAGAAUAAAGAAUUUCAUAGCCUGUAUCUAUCAUUUAGAUGCAUGGAAAAAUGGGCUUUGCACACAAUGGGUUUGGAGCUGACUGGGAACAAUGGAAAAAAAUAACAUUAGCUGUGGUUGUAAAGUCCCCUCCACUUUUUUUUUUUUUUACCAUCUUGUGAAAGGUUUCUGAAACUCGAUAAUAAAAAGCAGUUGGUAUAAAUUAUUCUUUGUGUCACAUUUUUAGAAGGAAGAACAUACUUUGAACUGUAAAAUGUAUCCUUAAACUGGAGAAUGUAUCCUUCAUUCUGGUUCUUAAGCAGCCCUUAAAAACCCAUUGGCCUGAAGCUUAUGCCUCAGGUAUGUGCCCAUUUUAUAGUAUUAAAAGGCAAAAAGAAAGUUUGGUAUGUUGGUAGAAACAGGCUUUAUUGGCUUCAAUUGAUGCUUUGUACAGUCAAGGACAUCUGAGUUAUGUAACUCAUAAGUUACGAUCCUGAGCAUCGGGGCCAGGUUAAACUAGCCUCUGUAUCUCCCCACCACCACCCCUUUUAAAAAUAAGGUAACAGCAAAUCAAUAUUAGAACCAUGUCUGCAUAGAACCUGUUAAAAUGCUGUUUUCAUUAAAUGUUAAGUUAAAGA
Mustela erminea (ermine) is the source of this 2419-nucleotide messenger RNA. It is a transcript of the gene DNAJA2, whose product is annotated as DnaJ heat shock protein family (Hsp40) member A2. NCBI's taxonomy places the organism in Eukaryota, Metazoa, Chordata, Mammalia, Carnivora, Mustelidae. Gene Ontology annotation, biological process: response to heat; protein refolding. Bases 154 to 1392 code for a protein of 412 amino acids. Gene Ontology annotation, cellular component: cytosol; cytoplasm. The record is from RefSeq and is a predicted model, not a curated record. The transcript has 9 exons. Gene Ontology annotation, molecular function: ATP binding; Hsp70 protein binding.